UACGUUUAACAACGCAACAAAGAAGAGGAUAAGAGAGAUUAAGGAGGUGAUCAUUAAACAAGGCAGCCUGCAACGAUUGGAUUAAUUAGCUUCUUAAUUACAAUUUUGUGUUGUUUGAUCAUUGAAACGCUAAUCAAUACUUAGAAUGGAAUGGUCCCCCAAAUAUGCUGCCAAUGCAUAUCUUGACACCCUCAAGUUGUGUAGCAAACACAAGCAGAUGUGCAGUUCAUGUACCGGAACACAAGAACCAGAGUGCAAUGAAUUCCUAUCUGCAUUAGCAGCUGGAAUGAGCGCCAAGCUAAUAGUGGAAGUCACCACCGAAGGCUCUCCCUCAACCGUGGCCUUAGCAGCCGCAGCUCGUCAAACAGGGGGCAAAUUAGUAUGCAUCAUUCCCGAGCCAAAACUCGACAAAACACAAAAAGUAAUUCAAGAAACAGGGCUAAACGACAUGGUAGAAUUCAAAACAGGGGACCCUGUUGAAGUCUUGCACAAUUACGAAAACAUCGAUUUCUCAUUAGUAGAUUGCAAGACGAGUGAUUACGACAUGUUGAUGGAGAAGCUCGACGUUAAUCCUAAAAGAUCAGUUGUUGUUACGAAUAAUGUUGAAGGGAAGAAAGGCGUGGGAGGACAUUUGAAGAAAGUGGAGAAUAAGGUAAAGGUAAGGUCACUACAGCAUCCGAUUGGUAAAGGGUUAGAAGUUACUAUGAUUGGUAAAAGCACGGAGUUUGGUAAGAAGGAAAGUAGGAGCAAAUCAGGAUGUUAUGCUCAUCUAAUUAGAGGUGGAGAUAAAAAGAAUGGUCAUGUAGUGAAAAGAGGUGAUAAGAGCAAAUGGGUUUUUGUUGUUGAUGAAAAAAGUGGUGAAGAACAUAUUUAUAGGAUGCCAAAAUCAUCUGGACCUUGAUUCAUUCGUAAAUUAUAAUUACAUGGUUCUUUGAAAUGAGAAUAUUGGUAAAUUCUUAUAUCGAAGAAUUU
Molecule: messenger RNA, 972 nt
Organism: Solanum dulcamara
Lineage: Eukaryota; Viridiplantae; Streptophyta; Magnoliopsida; Solanales; Solanaceae
Exons: 2
Coding region: 146-901 (251 amino acids)
Source: RefSeq, a predicted model, not a curated record